Molecule: messenger RNA, 1335 nt
Organism: Colletotrichum chrysophilum
Lineage: Eukaryota; Fungi; Ascomycota; Sordariomycetes; Glomerellales; Glomerellaceae
Exons: 1
Coding region: 1-1335 (444 amino acids)
Source: RefSeq, a predicted model, not a curated record
AUGGCCAUUGGCGGCAUCUCCAAGGCGCUCCGGCACAGCCUCAAACCGACAAGCCCAGCACUCAUGGCUGCAAAUGGCCCUCAUUAUCAUCUCGCCCUUUCAUAUUAUGGCAGGGCCAUCCACGAAGUCCGAAGGUCGAAAUUGGACACCGGUAGCCUUCGUGGGGCAAUCGUCUGCUGUCUGCUGUUCGUCUGCUUUGAGGUAUUGCAUGGCGAUCGAAAGGCAGCCUUCGCCCACAUCAACAACGGCCAACGCAUGAUGGACGAACUCCUACACAUUCGCGACUAUCACGACCAUGACCACACGCAGAACAUCAUCGGUGCCGAUUUCGUCGAAAGAGAUAUACUCCACGUUUUCCAGCGGCUGAUCCAGCAAUCUUGGUCUUGCGGCGUUCUCCGGCGGCGUGAUCAGCAGAUUGCCGGUAAGCCGAGCGAUGCUGAUGGCGACCCUUCGCCCGAGCAGCUGUGGUGUUGCCGAGGAGGAUCCGCCGAAAAGUGCGUCGUCCACAACAUGCCAUCAAGCUUCGUGAGUCUCCAACAAGCUCGACGCUGGUGGGACGUGGUCCAACACUACGUAACCCAUUCGUCCAGCAUCGUCUUUCGUGUGACCCAUCUGGGCUUGGAUGACGACGUGCUCUCAGAGUGCAACGAACGUAUCCAAAAACAUAUGGACAAGAUCGAACAGGCGAGAGCAGGCAUCAAGACGGCGACUCCCGAGCAGUGGCAGGAUUUCAAAGAUGUCCUCGAACGAUGGCACCAAGGCUUCGAACCACACUGGAAAGCUGCACAAAAGUCAAAAUCCGAAGACGAAAAAUCGUAUGCUCAGGCAGCUCACCUUCGGGCUCACUAUCUGACGAUGUAUGGCUGCGUCCACGCACCGCUCAGCUGUAGCUACGAAAGCAUCGCCAAGCUGACGCCCAAGUACCAAGAAGUGGUCGAACUAGGGCAUCAGCUUUUCGAGUACCAGAAGCGAUCCUGGGGCGAUGGUGAAAUGUUUACGAUGGACACCGGCCCGACGUGGCCCAUCUUCAUGGCCGGUACGCGGUGUCGAGAUCCCGAGGUGCGGUCAGAGGCAAUACGCCUCCUCCAUGAGAAUCCCAGGCGGGACGGUCUGUGGGACAGCCGGAUAUUCUAUGCCAUGACAUUCCGCAAUCGCAUGCUUGAGGUUUCCAACGCCCAGGAAGGCUCCAGCGAAGAGCAGUGGUGGCGGCUCCAGCAUCGGUCGGGAUGUAUAGACGAGCAUGGUAGGUUGAUCGCGCGAGCCAUGGAAAAGAACCCGCAAACAGGGGAAUGGGAGUUUGGAGAGGAGGAUUUGCGUCGGUUCCUGGUUGACUGA